ACCAGGCCCAACAUGGCGCCCGCGUUGCCCUGGUAACCAUCACUUCCGGCGCGGGCGCGUCCUUUUCCGGUCAUAUGCAUCCAAGAUGGCGGCGCCCACAGCGGGGCCGCCGCCGGUGCUGCGGAUCGUGGCCGAGUGCGGCCGGAGCCGCGCCCGCGCCGGGGAGCUGCGGCUGCCGCACGGCACCGUGCCCUGCCCGGUGUUCAUGCCCGUGGGCACCCGCGGCACCGCCAAGGGGCUGACGGCGGCGCAGCUGGCGGCGCUGGGCUGCCGCAUCUGCCUGGGCAACACCUUCCACCUGGGCACGCGGCCGGGCUCGGAGCUCGUUCGCCGCUCCGGGGGUCUGCACCGGUUCAUGGAUUGGCCGCACAACCUGCUGACGGACAGCGGCGGGUUCCAGAUGGUGUCGCUGCUGCAGCUCUCGGAGGUGUCGGAGGAGGGGGUUCUGUUCCAGCCCCCCCACGGGGGGGAGCCGAUCCUGCUGAGCCCCGAGCGGUCCAUGGAGAUCCAGAACGCGCUGGGGGCUGAUAUCGUGAUGCAGCUGGACGAUGUCGUGAGCAGCACCACGACGGGGCCGCGCGUGGAGGAGGCCAUGGACAGGUCCAUCCGCUGGCUGGAUCGCUGCCUGGCCGCUCACAGCCCCCCAGAGCCCCCCCAGGUCCAUCCGCUGGCUGGAUCGCUGCCUGGCCGCUCACUCCCGCCCGCAGCAGCAGCUGCUCUUCGCCAUCCUGCAGGGGGGGCUGGAGCCGGAGCUGCGCCGGCGCUGCGCCCGAGCCAUGACCCAGCGGGACGUUCCCGGUUUUGCCAUCGGGGGUCUCAGCGGCGGCGAGGACAAGGCGCGGUUCUGGCGCACGGUCAAGUUCAGCGCCGAGCUGCUGCCCAGGGACAAGCCCCGCUACCUGAUGGGCGUGGGCUACGCCACGGACCUGGUGGUGUGCGUGGCGCUGGGCUGCGACAUGUUCGACUGCGUCUUCCCCACCCGGACUGCCCGUUUCGGUUCUGCCCUGGUGCCCUGGGGAUCCCUGCAGCUCAAAAAUCACCAAUUCGCCAAAGAUUUCCGCCCCAUCGACGCCGACUGCGGCUGCCCCACCUGCCAGAGGUAUUCCCGGGCGUACCUGCACGCUCUGCUGCGCUCCAACACGGCGGCGCUGCACCUGCUGACCCUGCACAACGUCGCCUACCAGAUGAAGCUGAUGGGUUCCAUCAGGGAGAGCAUCGUGCAGCGGCGCUUCCCCGAGUUCGUGCGGGAGUUCAUGGACGUGAUGUACGGGGGGAGGGGGGGCGCCCCCCAGUGGGCAAAGGAGGCGCUGGAGAGCGUGGGGAUCAGCCUGGAUUGAGGGGAGCCCCCCCAGAACCCCCCUGGAUUGAGGGGGGGGUCAGCCUGGAUUGAGGGGAUCCCCCCCAGAACCCCCCUGGGUUGAGGGGGGAUCAGCCUGGAUUGAGGGGAGCCCCCCCAGAACCCCCCUGGAUUGAGGGGGGAUCAGCCUGGAUUGAGGGGAGCCCCCCCAGAACCCCCCUGGGUUGAGGGGGGAUCAGCCUGGAUUGAGGGGAGCCCCCCCAGAACCCCCCUGGAUUGAGGGGGGAUCAGCCUGGAUUGAGGGGAGCCCCCCCAGAACCCCCCUGGGCUGAGGGGGGAUCAGCCUGGAUUGAGGGGAGCCCCCCCAGAACCCCCCUGGGUUGAGGGGGGAUCAGCCUGGAUUGAGGGGAGCCCCCCUAGAACCCCCCUGGGCUGAGGGGGGAUCAGCCUGGAUUGAGGGGAGCCCCCCUAGAACCCCCCUGGAUUGAGGGGGGGGUCAGCCUGGAUUGAGGGGAGCCCCCCCAGAACCCCCCUGGGUUGAGGGGGGAUCAGCCUGGAUUGAGGGGAGCCCCCCUAGAACCCCCCUGGGCUGAGGGGGGAUCAGCCUGGAUUGAGGGGAGCCCCCCCAGAACCCCCCUGGGUUGAGGGGGGAUCAGCCUGGAUUGAGGGGAGCCCCCCCAGAACCCCCCUGGAUUGAGGGGGGGGUCAGCCUGGAUUGAGGGGAGCCCCCCCAGAACCCCCCUGGGUUGAGGGGAGCACCCCCUGAAUUGAGGGGAGCCCCCCAGAACCUUCCCAGGAUUCCUGGGAACCCCCCUGGAUUGAGGGGAGCCCCCCCCGUUCUCACCCCCCACCUUUGUCCUCCUCUCUGUAUUUUUAUACUUUUUUUUUUUUGCGGUUUUUUUACUAUUUUGGGGUUUUUUAAAGGGUGGGAAAUAAAAGAGUCUGGAAAGGAAACGGGU
Messenger RNA from Oenanthe melanoleuca, 2256 nucleotides. RefSeq names its product queuine tRNA-ribosyltransferase catalytic subunit 1 (gene QTRT1). The transcript is spliced from 11 exons. The coding region runs from base 86 to 1390 and encodes 434 amino acids. Gene Ontology annotation, cellular component: cytosol. Gene Ontology annotation, molecular function: tRNA-guanosine(34) queuine transglycosylase activity. The record is from RefSeq and is a predicted model, not a curated record. Lineage: Eukaryota; Metazoa; Chordata; Aves; Passeriformes; Muscicapidae.